UUUGCCUGUCACUCACAAUUCACAAAUCUCUCUCUCUCUCUCUCUCUCUCUUGGUUGUGUUCACGUCGUUCAUCCAUUUCCUCCUCUUCUGAAAUUGCUAUAAAUUCAACUCACUAUGAGACCUGUUACUUUCAUCCUUUGAUUCCUUUACCAACUCCUCAAUUUCUUUCCUUUUGACUUUCCACUUGCCGAUUUCGAUGGGAAAAUGUCGUCUGCUUCUCUUUAUUGCCGCAAUUUCUUCCAUUUUCCGACUUCUCCAUGCUACCUCCGGCGACGCUGAUCCCAUUUACAAAACAUGUGUUGGUCACUGCAAGGAGACUGGAUGUGUGGGGGAGAAAUGCUUUCAGCAUUGUAAUUUUUCUUCUGGGGAAAAUCCAAUUGAUGGUCCAUGGUACCUGCAGGAACCACUUUAUCUGAGAUGGAAACAGUGGGACUGCCUUAGUGAUUGUCGAUACCACUGUAUGCUUGCCAGAGAGGAAGAAAGACGGAAACUUGGUCUUAAGCCUAUCAAAUAUCAUGGGAAAUGGCUAUUCCGGCGUGUUUAUGGGAUUCAGGAACCUGUUUCUGUGGCAUUCUCUGCCCUUAACCUUGCUAUACAAUUCCAUGGUUGGGUAUCUUUUUUUAUUCUAGUGAACUACAAGCUACCUUUUAGCCCGAAGAAGAAGCCAUAUUAUGAAUACACUGGCUUGUGGCAUAUUUAUGCUAUUUUAUCAAUGAACUCCUGGAUCUGGAGUGCUGUUUCCCAUAGUAGAGAUGUGGAAUUGACUGAGAAGCUGGACUAUUCAUCCGUGGUUGCAUUUAUUGGGUAUUCUCUUCUUGUUGCUAUAUUGCGAGCCUUCAAUGUGAGAGAUGAGGCAUCAAGGGUAAUGAUUGCUGCUCCCAUUGUUGCGUUUGUAACAACCCAUAUCUUGUAUCUGAACUUUUAUCAACUCGACUAUGGAUUAAACCUCAAAGUCUAUGUUGCUAUGACCAUGCUGCAGUUUAUGUUAUGGACUGUCUGGGCAGGUUUUAGUCACCAUCCAUCACGCUGGAAGUUGUGGUGUCUGGUGGCUGGUGGAAUCCUUGCCACACUCCUUAAGAUAUAUGACUUUCCUCCUUAUAUGGGAUAUGUGGAUGCCGAUGCUUUAUGGCACGGUAUCUCCAUUCCUCUGACAUACUUGUGGUGGAGUUUCGUAAGGGAUGACAGUGAAUUUGGAACGACAACUCUUAAAGAAAGCAAAGUAGAAUGAGAAGCAUGUUGUAUUUGGUAAAGGGUGUCUGAAGUAAUUUCCAUUCGGGUCUUUGUUAGUUUUUGGUUGGUUCUUUUUUCUUGCAUGUAGGCAUUUCUUCGAAAUGGUUAGCGGCCAUGCGAGUUUCUGUUUUUCCAACUUCAGUAGGUCUAGUUCAGAUGCAUAUUUCUUGAUUUCCACGUCUUUCCCCUAUGGUCUUGUAAAACAUAUCUGAAGGUUGUACUGUACUUAUCUGAUCUGUAGUUUGUAUUCUACAUAUUUAUCAAGGGAGAA
This is a messenger RNA of Solanum dulcamara, 1502 nucleotides long. RefSeq lists its product as uncharacterized. Gene Ontology annotation, molecular function: hydrolase activity, acting on ester bonds. The transcript has 5 exons. Lineage: Eukaryota; Viridiplantae; Streptophyta; Magnoliopsida; Solanales; Solanaceae. Gene Ontology annotation, biological process: GPI anchor biosynthetic process. Gene Ontology annotation, cellular component: endoplasmic reticulum membrane. The record is from RefSeq and is a predicted model, not a curated record. Bases 198 to 1229 code for a protein of 343 amino acids.